GAUGGCGGGGGCGGAAGGGGAGGGGAAGGAGGAGGGAGGCAGGCGGCGAGGGGAGAGCGCAGCGGCAGCGCAGGAGGGAGCGGAGCGGCGCGGAGCGCGGCGGCGCGGCGAGCGGAGCCGGGGCCGGAGCCGGAGCCGGUGCUGUUGCCGGAGCCGGGGCCGGGGCGGGAGGGGGCGCGGUCCGGUCCGGUCCGGUCCGGUCCGGUCCGCCCCGCCGCCCCCGCCGCCCCCCGGGGCUGCGCGCCGGGCCGCGGCAGCCGGGAUGGGCGGGCGCGGGGCGGCUCCGCCAGCCGCCGUCCUCCGCGCCUCGGCCGCCUCCCGCCGCGCUAUAUAGGGGAGGGAGGGGCGGCGGGGGGCCGGCGCGGCCAGAGCGCACGGGGCGGCGAUGCCUCCUGCCAGGGGAGCCCGCGAGUGACCGGCGCCUCUGCCCAUGCCGCCGCCCGGAGCGGCCCCCCCGCCCGGCAUGGAUGUGUCCAACAGCACUACCUCCCCAGGGCGCUCCCCCGAGGGCGCCGGCGGCCCCGGCCUGGCCGAGGUGACCCUGGGCUACCAGCUGCUCACCUCGCUGCUGCUGGGCACGCUCAUCCUGUGCGCCGUGAGCGGCAACGCCUGCGUGAUCGCGGCCAUCGCCCUGGAGCGCUCGCUGCAAAACGUGGCCAACUAUCUCAUCGGCUCGCUGGCCGUCACCGACCUCAUGGUGUCCGUGCUGGUGCUGCCCAUGGCGGCCCUCUACCAGGUGCUGAACAAGUGGACGCUGGGGCAGGUCACCUGCGACAUCUUCAUCUCCCUGGACGUGCUGUGCUGCACCUCCUCCAUCCUGCACCUGUGCGCCAUCGCCCUGGACAGGUACUGGGCCAUCACGGACCCCAUCGACUAUGUCAACAAGCGGACUCCGCGGCGGGCCGCCGUGCUCAUCAGCCUGACCUGGCUCAUCGGCUUCUUGAUAUCCAUCCCGCCCAUGCUGGGCUGGAGGACGCCCGAGGACCGCUCGGACCCCGACGCCUGCACCAUCAGCAAGGACCACGGGUACACCAUCUACUCCACCUUCGGCGCCUUCUACAUCCCGCUGCUCCUCAUGCUGGUGCUCUACGGCCGCAUCUUCAGGGCGGCCCGCUUCAGGAUCCGCAAGACCGUCAAGAAGGCCGAGAGGAAGAGGACGGCCGACACCUGCCUCACCCUCUCCCCGGCCGCGCUGCGGCCCAAGAGCAACGGGGAGCCCGGCGGGGGCUGGCGCCGGACUGCGGAGCCCCUGCCCGCCGCCUGUGCCAACGGCGCGGCGCGGCGGGGCGCGGAGGGGGCCGCGCUGGCCGUCGUGGAGGUGCGGCACUGCGCCGGCCCCUGCAAGCCUCACCUGCCGCUGCCCAGCGCCGCGGGCGGCUCCCCGCCGGCGCCCGCCCCCGAGCGGCGCAACGAGAGGGGCGCGGAGGCCAAGCGGCGGACGGCUCUGUCCCGGGAGCGGAAGACUGUCAAGACCCUCGGCAUCAUUAUGGGCACCUUCAUCCUCUGCUGGCUGCCCUUCUUCAUCGUGGCGCUGGUCCUGCCCUUUUGUGACAAGAAGACGGCGGGGAGCUCCGAGCCCGGCCCGGUCCGGCCGACGCCCGAAAGUUUCUCCGGAGACGUGGCGGCCGCGUCGGAGGCAGCCAGCUGCGGCACGUCUCCCUGGGAGCAAACCCGCAGCAGUGAACCACAACACUGCCAUGUGCGCGCAGCGGCGGCGGGGAGGGGCUGAGCGCCGGGGGGGGGGGGAGCAGACCGGGGGGGCUCUCCAGGCCAGGCGCAGGGAGCGCCAAGCAGGGCCCGCCCUGGCCGGGCCGGUGCCGGCGGCCCCCACCCGCUUCUCCCCUGCAAGUCCCGGGGUGCUGCCCUCUCACCGCUUCGCUCCGGCUGGGGGGCAGCAGGGCUGGCAGGCCCCCCCCCCCCCCCCCCCCGCCCCGUUUCGGCCCGUGCCGCCCGCAGGGGCUGGCCGCUGCCUGCCUCCGCGGCGGGUCGCCUGAACUCGGCUGCUUGACCAAAUAUAUAUAUUUUUUCCUGUUUAGUUCGGUGUAAUCUGUGUUUCCUAUCGGUAAAAGGGAAUGUUAAAUCUGUGCGUCACGUGAAUGUAAGUGUCCAGUCAUUUCUGAACUUAAGCCGCUUACAUUAAAUGACAAUAGAGCUUUUAACAGCCUCAAAUACAGAGCUGAUUUUCUGAAAAUCUGAUCUGACCUCAUUUUCGCAAUUAAAGUGAUCUUUGAUCUUA
Messenger RNA from Dromaius novaehollandiae (emu), 2236 nucleotides. Its product is annotated as 5-hydroxytryptamine receptor 1A-like. Gene Ontology annotation, molecular function: G protein-coupled serotonin receptor activity; dopamine neurotransmitter receptor activity, coupled via Gs. Gene Ontology annotation, biological process: regulation of behavior; G protein-coupled dopamine receptor signaling pathway; adenylate cyclase-activating adrenergic receptor signaling pathway. The record is from RefSeq and is a predicted model, not a curated record. Lineage: Eukaryota; Metazoa; Chordata; Aves; Casuariiformes; Dromaiidae. Gene Ontology annotation, cellular component: plasma membrane. The transcript has 3 exons. Bases 431 to 1729 code for a protein of 432 amino acids.